Molecule: messenger RNA, 1816 nt
Organism: Pistacia vera
Lineage: Eukaryota; Viridiplantae; Streptophyta; Magnoliopsida; Sapindales; Anacardiaceae
Exons: 5
Coding region: 324-1718 (464 amino acids)
Source: RefSeq, a predicted model, not a curated record
GCCCCCUAUCAUUCUCUAAAUUGUGGAAAAGUCCUAUUUUCAUCAAAGCACGUUAUUUUGGCAGCAUUCUUUGAUAAUUGAAUCGGAAUGCCAUUGUUGGCCAACUGUGAUUCUUGAAGGGUUCUUGGAACUGCUAAAGACUUGGUCUUGGCUAGCUUAGGCUCCCAUUUUUGUUUCUGGGUUCUAAGGAGUAUUAUAGUCUUUCCUCUCUAAUUUAGGUUACCUAUGUAAAUUUUCAAAGUUUGAGUUAUUAAUUAUUAUAUCCGCCUCCGGUAGGUUACUGCAAUUUUCAAAUUCUUGGUUCAAAAAUCUUCAAACAUAAAAUGGACGAAGACAUUUCACGAUGGGUAAUGGAAUUUCUUCUUCGGCACUCAACUUCCGAUCAAUUAAUCAACAAAAUCCUCGUCCAACUCCCCAUAUCCAACAGCAAUUUCCGGUUCAAGAAAACCCUUCUACUCCGUUCAAUCCAAACCGAAAUCUCCGAUGGUUCGGUCUCCGAAACUAUUCUAGAUACUCUUAAAACGAUUGAAGAUUUGGAUAAGAAGGAGGGAAUCAAAACUACGGCUUCAAUGAAAGCGGCAUAUUGCGCGGUCGCGGUGGAGUGCACGGUAAAGUACUUGGGCGGCUUCGUAGACAAACACGGCAAGUAUUCCGAAGCCUUGGAGAGGAUUUGGACGAGCAAAAUUGGGAAAUUGCUGGGGAGUGAGCUGCUUACGGAGGAUUUAUUAAAAACGAAGGAUGAAUUAGAGGCAGCGAUUGGGGACGAUCACGUGUGCAGGAAGCUGCUGAAGAUGAACACCCGCAACGAUGCGUUGCAAUCUGUUAGAGCUUAUUUAGCCGAAGCAUGGGCCAUAAUGGGACCCGCAUUUUUGGAUUUAGCAGUGGCGAAGAUCAAACAGAUGAAAGAGCGGGAAUCUGGCGGCGGUGAUUAUGUUGGACAGAGAGAUGCAGCUAUACAGAAAGGUAAAGGAAUUCUGGGCGGAAAUGUGCUGCAAAAGCGUAAACAUAUUGCUUUGCAUAGACGUAUUAGAGGAUCAAUUAAGAUCUCUGAUAAUGAGGAAUUAGGCACAGAUGCAUCAUGUGGAAAGUAUGACACCGUGCCCGCCCCUGAAGUCAGCAGAGUGAUAGAAGCACUUAAAUCUAGUUCUUUGGAGUUACAAGCAAUGGUGACAGACCCUCUUCCAGAUGCUGUACUCAGGGCUGAAGCUGUGGUUUCUGAUAUGGCAAGAGAAAAACAGAAUCAUGAGCCGUCAGUCGAAAAGCAGAAUAAUGUGGAUAAAGAUGUGCUGUAUCCAUCUGUAAAUACUGGUGUUGAAACUGUUCAAGCUAAUAAGGAUAAUCAUGGAAAUCAAUCUUGCAGCCAUCAGAAUAAUGCACCUAAACCCGGCUUGAUGGAGCGGAAUAGUACUGCACAAACCUAUGAGUGGAGUGAUUCUAUUGAUGACUCACCUGGAGGAACAUCCAAUCAUGUUCAUAGAUUUCACUUACCUAGCCCAAAAAGAAGGGCUGUUUCUCCAUUGAAGAAGCAUGAAAUUACAAAACUCAUUAGAAGGAGAAAAAAGAAAAGAUGGAGUUUAGAAGAAGAGGAAGCUUUAAGGAAUGGCGUCCAAAAGUACGGUACAGGAAACUGGAAGGUCAUCCUGAAAUCCGACCCUGACGCAUUUGCAGAGAGAACUGAGGUUGAUUUGAAGGACAAGUGGAGGAACAUGAUGCGGUAGUGAUAGUUCUAAAUGAUUCUGCUGUUAUUUGUGUUUAUAUUCCUGUAAAUUACCUUCUAUGGUGGAUCAAAUGUAAUCAUAACUUCUUUUUUUUUUUU